This is a messenger RNA of Coffea arabica (coffee), 1369 nucleotides long. Its product is annotated as protein PGR. NCBI's taxonomy places the organism in Eukaryota, Viridiplantae, Streptophyta, Magnoliopsida, Gentianales, Rubiaceae. Gene Ontology annotation, cellular component: membrane. The record is from RefSeq and is a predicted model, not a curated record.
UACAAUCAUCGUACAGUGCAGUGCACAUGACGCCGCCCGACGUUGACGAGCGCCAAGAUAUGCCCACAACCCGACCGAACAUAACCAAUUAACCGAAUUCGCCUCCACUUCUUUGGAACCGCCGUCUCAUCUUGAGCCUCAGUAAACUACCGCAGAGCAGCAGCGGCCGGCCCGCUGAGUUGACUUGGAAGGGGCGGUAACGGAAAGGAAAAUGGAUAAGCAGAUGAUCCAACCCAUAGUCGCUGCGAUCAUUUCUUCAAUAAUUGCUUUUAGAGCUUAUAGAAAGAAGUCACUUGACCUCUCUGGAGCUCUCGCUGGCUUUAUUGUUAUGACCCUUCAUAUUGCCGUCAAUUUCAGGUUUGGGGCAAUGUUGCUUGUUUUCUUUUUCACUUCUUCCAAGCUCACUAAAUAUGGAUUGGAGACAAAACGAAAACUGGACGCUGAGUUCAAAGAGGGAGGUCAACGGAAUUGGAUCCAAGUUCUGUCAAACAGUGGCAUAGCAAGCCUUUUGGUCUUGGUUGCAUGGAAGUUGACCGGUCAUCAGGACAAGUGUCUCGAUUCAAAAGAAUCUGGCAGUAUGGUGUAUCUAGUCAGUGCCAUCAUUGGCCACUAUUGCUGCUGCAAUGGAGACACUUGGUCAUCAGAACUUGGGAUAUUGAGUGAUGAGCAGCCUCGACUGAUCACAACCUUAAAGCCAGUUCGGAGGGGUACAAAUGGUGGUGUGACCAAAGCUGGACUUCUAGCGGCAGCAGCAGCGGGCAGUGUCAUUGGAUUGGCAUUUGUUCUACCUGGUUACUUAAUUGCAUCAUGCUCUUUGGAUGUAGCUCUGAAGCAGCUACUUGUGAUACCAAUUUCUGCUCUGGCAGGAGUUUCUGGAAGCGUCAUAGAUUCUCUGUUGGGAGCUACUCUGCAAUUUAGUGGAUUUUGCAGUGUCCGCAAUAAGGGAUUCAAUUAAUAUCAACAGAAAUGAGGACUUCGACAAACUGAUACGUACUUUUGUGCAGGUGGUUGGGAAGCCGGGACCAACAGUAAAAAAGAUCUCCGGUCUUAGCAUUCUGGAUAACAAUGCUGUGAACUUGGUCUCCAUAUUGCUAACUUCUGCCCUCACUUCCAUUACUUGCUCGUACAUUUUCUGAACUCCUCCACUCAGCUCCUUGUGAGUGGCUGCUUUCCUUUGUCCUUUCUCUUUCUUUUAGGAGGGGAUCGAUUUUUUUUUUUUUUUUUUUGGGAAAGAGGGGGGGGGGGGGGUGGUUUAACAUCCUGAAUAGAUAUCGAUUGAUAGAAAAUCAGUCAUUAUGUUGCAUCUCCAGUUACUUUAUAAUCUAUCAGAAAGUAAACUAGAUGAAUGAUGACUCAAAAGGUUGAGCAA